CAUAACAGAACAUUCAACCGCACACUCUCUACCGUUGCCUAUUUAUUCAUACCCGGUUUCCACUACGACCACCAAGAAUUUAUUUUCAACACCACCAUCAUCAACAACAUGGGCUUCAAGAAGAACCUUUUCUGUGCGGGCGCUUUCGCCCUUGGCGCCCUUGCCGCACCCCUGCCUGACUGCCCGGAUCGCGCCCCAGCUGCCGGACCUGCAGCCCUGACUGCGGCCACGCUGAUCGCCAUCGCACCCAAGACCGAAUCCUGCGCAGGUGCAGACUUCCCGGACGAGUGUGCAGAUGCCUCAAAGGCCGCCGCUGCAUUGAGCAAGGCAUUCAAGACCUACAAGAUCACCUCAAAAGGAGAACAGGCCGCAAUCAUUGCCUAUGAACUAUUCGAGAGCGGCGAUUUCAAGUACAAAAAGAACCACUUCCCCGGUCGCCCCGGCCAGGGAACAAGGAUGAUGGCUAUGCCAAACUACGUCGAGCAGUACGCCACCAGUGUCGCUGGCGCAGAUGCUGUUGCAAAGGCCAAGGCUGCAGGAGGUGACGCCGGUUUGGUAGCCGUGCUUGCACUUGUCAACAGCGACGAUGAGAAGAGCUUCGGCAGUGCAGCCUGGUUUGUCAGCACAGUGUGCAGCGCUGAAGUACGCGCCGGCCUUGCUGCUGCGACCAAGGACGGUUGGAACAAGUUCUUGAGCGAAUGCGUCGAGACGCCCGCCGACCCUACACGCGACCCUGCCUGGACCGCUGCCAUUGCCAACAUCAAGUAAAGGCUACUAGACUUGUUCUUGCCUUGCUGCAUUUUGCAGCCUGAUGCCCCCUUUUCUCUUCUCCCUUGAAUACUUUGCCAUUAUGGUUCUUCAUGUCAU
Molecule: messenger RNA, 867 nt
Organism: Bipolaris sorokiniana ND90Pr
Lineage: Eukaryota; Fungi; Ascomycota; Dothideomycetes; Pleosporales; Pleosporaceae
Exons: 2
Coding region: 109-768 (219 amino acids)
Source: RefSeq, a predicted model, not a curated record